CCAACGCGAGAGGCUGGGCAUUUACCUGUUACAGUUUUCGGUUGGCGGAAUUGUAAAGUUUUUGAACGCUGAUUCGCUGAGCUGGCACGUCAGUCUUGUUUCGUGGGCUCUGAUUGGUUGAGUGUUAGCUCCGUGGGUUUCUGUACCGUUAAUCACGUCCACUCUUCAGCAGCGUCAAGCUGAGCAGGUUAGACACGUUCAUGGCGGAAAUAAGCCAACUUUUAUGUAUUUUCAGCAGCUAAAAGAAUUUGUGUACAUUGUAAAUAGUAUAAAAUAGUCUCAAAAUAAAAGUUGUCUUUAAAUCUACUAUUAAACGAUUCAUUGAAACGGUGAUAUUUUUCAGAAACUCUUUCUUUGACACAUAAAACCGGAUGUUGUAGAAGUCAUUAACUUGAUUCCAUAAAUCCCUGUAGCCUGCAGGCAGAUCGCAGACACUCCUCAGCCAGGAUGAGCAGUUUUUAUACCCCGCCGCAUUGAAAAGACUUUUUUAGUAAAAACAAAAAAAAAAAUCACAACAAAACAACAAAAAACAAGCAAACAAACAAAAACAUUUGCCUCAAACUAGCCUUCGUUUCUGGAGAGAUUUUUUAUUUUACUCCUCGGAAUUACGAUGCCUUUUUGAUGGGAUCCCGUUCGUGCUGAUUUUUCCAGAUGAGCUGCUUUCACGCCAUAAAUAAGUAGUGUGUUAAAAACAGUUUUCCGUCAGUAGUUUGCCUCUCUCUUUAGGUUGGGGGACUUCAAGCCAAAAACACAUGGUGCUUGUACAUAUCCCAUUUUGUUCAAACUAAAGGACAGUGAUCAGACGACACGCGGACACACCGACAGCUCCGAGAUGGAUAACGCUCAUACCAAGACUGUGGAGGAGGUUCUGGGCUUCUUCAGUGUGAACGAAUCUACAGGUCUGAGCUGCGAGCAGCUGAAGAAAAGCAGAGAGAGAUGGGGAUCGAACGAAUUACCAGCAGAAGAAGGGAAGUCUCUGUGGGAGCUGGUCCUGGAACAGUUUGAGGACCUGUUGGUCCGAAUAUUGCUAUUGGCUGCAUGUAUUUCUUUUGCCCUGGCUUGGUUUGAAGAAGGGGAGGGAACCAUCACAGCCUUUGUUGAACCCUUCGUCAUCCUCCUCAUCCUAAUCGCUAAUGCUAUUGUGGGAGUUUGGCAGGAGCGAAACGCAGAGAACGCCAUUGAGGCUUUAAAGGAGUACGAGCCUGAGAUGGGAAAGGUGUAUCGGCAGGACAAGAAGAGCAUUCAGAGAGUCCGAGCCAGAGACAUAGUUCCCGGAGACAUUGUUGAAGUUGCCGUUGGUGAUAAGGUCCCAGCUGACAUCAGGCUGACUUCCAUCCGUUCCACCACCCUGAGGGUGGACCAGUCCAUCCUGACGGGGGAGUCCCUGUCUGUUCUCAAACACACAGACCCUGUACCGGAUCCCAGAGCUGUGAACCAGGACAAGAAGAACAUGCUGUUCUCUGGUACCAACAUCGCAGCAGGCCGAGCCAUUGGGGUUGUUGUAGCAACAGGAGUGCAGACGGAGAUCGGGAAAAUCCGAGAUGAGAUGGCCUCCACUGACCCAGAAAGAACCCCAUUACAACAGAAACUGGACCAGUUUGGAGAACAGCUGUCUAAGGUCAUCAGUGUCAUCUGUGUGGCCGUGUGGGCCAUCAAUGUGGGACAUUUUAAUGACCCAGUCCAUGGAGGCAGCUGGCUUAGAGGAGCCGUUUACUAUUUCAAGAUCGCUGUUGCACUGGCUGUAGCUGCCAUACCAGAAGGCCUUCCAGCAGUCAUCACCACCUGCUUGGCUCUGGGCACCAGGAGGAUGGCCAGGAAGAAUGCAAUCGUCCGGAGUCUGCCAUCGGUGGAGACCCUGGGCUGCACCUCUGUUAUCUGCUCAGAUAAAACAGGAACACUGACUACGAACCAGAUGUCUGUUUGCAGGAUGUUUGUGGUAGAUAGCAUGUCAGGAGAGCGCUGCAGCCUGAAUGAGUUCACAGUGACUGGAUCUACGUAUGCACCUGAAGGGGAAGUCUACAAGGAUGGCUUGCUGGUCAAGUGCAGCCAGUAUGAGGGCCUGGUGGAGAUGGCCUCCAUCUGUGCAUUAUGCAAUGAUUCAUCACUGGACUACAGCGAGGCCAAGGGUGUGUAUGAGAAGGUCGGGGAGGCAACGGAGACUGCCCUCUGCUGUCUGGUGGAGAAAAUGAACGUGUUUGAUACCGACCUGAGAGGUCUGAGUCCUGCAGAGAGAGCCACAGCCUGCUGUAGUGUUAUCAAGCAGCUGAUGAGGAAGGAGUUGACGCUGGAGUUUUCCAGAGACAGGAAGUCCAUGUCCGUCUUCUGUUCAUCCACUAAGCUCAGCAGUUCCACGUCUGGGGCCAAGAUGUUUGUCAAGGGAGCUCCGGAGAGUGUAUUGGAGCGUUGUAAUUACGUCCGUGUUAGUGGCUCUGCCUGUGUGCUGCUAAGCCCAGCUGUUCGAGAGCAGCUUCUGUCCACGGUUCGGGAGUGGGGGUCAGGACGCGACACACUGCGUUGCCUUGCCAUGGCAACCAGGGACACGCCCCCAGACAUCCACAUCCUCAACCUGGAGAACUCAACAGCGUUUGCUGACUAUGAGUCCGACCUGACCUUUGUAGGCUGCGUUGGGAUGUUGGAUCCCCCAAGGAAAGAGGUGUUGGGUGCAGUACGAAUGUGCCGGCAGGCUGGCAUCCGAGUCAUUAUGAUCACAGGUGACAACAAAGGGACGGCGCUGUCCAUCUGCAGGAGGGUUGGCAUCAUCACAGAGCAGGAGGAGGAGCAGGAGGGCGCCGGAGUCAUCGGCGGGCUGACGGGGCGAGAGUUCGAUGAGCUGCCGCCUCACCUGCAGCGUCAGGCCUGCCAGACAGCGCGCUGCUUCGCUCGAGUGGAACCAGCCCACAAAAGCCGCAUUGUGGAAUAUCUGCAGAGCCUGAACGACAUCACUGCCAUGACAGGAGAUGGGGUGAAUGAUGCUCCGGCUCUGAAGAAGGCUGAGAUUGGCAUCGCUAUGGGCAGCGGCACGGCAGUGGCCAAGUCGGCCUCAGAGAUGAUUCUGGCUGAUGACAACUUCUCCACGAUCGUGGCUGCUGUGGAGGAGGGCAGGGCCAUCUAUAACAACAUGAAACAGUUCAUUAGAUACCUGAUCUCGUCCAACAUCGGAGAGGUGGUCUGUAUUUUCCUGACAGCGGCUCUGGGCAUGCCCGAAGCGCUGAUCCCUGUCCAGCUGCUGUGGGUCAACCUGGUCACCGAUGGUUUCCCAGCAACCGCUCUGGGCUUCAACCCUCCGGACCUGGACAUCAUGUCUCGCCCUCCCCGCUCUCCCCAGGAGCCGCUGAUCUCCAGCUGGUUGUUCUGUCGCUACCUCAUCGUUGGAGGUUAUGUGGGAGCAGCAACCGUUGGAGCUGCUGCCUGGUGGUUUAUGGCAGCUCACGAUGGACCAAAGCUUUCCUUCUAUCAGCUGUCCCAUUACCUGCAGUGCAGCGAAGGCCACGUGCAGUUCGCUGGUGUGCAGUGUUCGGUCUAUGAGUCUCCAUAUCCCAUGACCAUGGCCCUGUCUGUGCUGGUCACAAUAGAGAUGUGCAAUGCCUUGAACAGUCUCUCAGAGAACCAGUCCCUGUUAAAAAUGCCUCCCUGGUCCAACCCCUGGCUGGUGGGGGCCAUCUGCCUCUCCAUGACCCUGCACUUCCUCAUCCUGUAUGUGGACCCACUGCCGGUGAUUUUCCAGAUACGACCUCUGUCCUGGACUCAGUGGGUGGUGGUGUUGAAGAUGUCGCUUCCUGUCAUCUUCAUGGAUGAGGCUCUCAAGUUCCUGGCCCGCAACUACAUCGAGCCUGGAAGCCAAAUCCAGACGAUAGAGGAGGAGGAACUGCAGAGGUCCAGGGCCAACGAGGGCUUUGUUGGAGCGCUGGUGUCAAGGCUCCGCCAGUCAGUGAGAGGCGUGUCCUGGUCAUUCGUCCUGAUCUCUGCACCGCUGGUGAUCUGGAUCUUCAGCCUGGACUCUGAUAUCACCAACAUCUUCUGGGAAUGAUGGAAGAAAGUCAGGAUGGAGAUCCUGCAGAACCCGGCUGGACCUGGAUUUAAGCCUUUCACCUGGACGGAGGAAACUAGGCUGCUAGGAAAUGUUGACUUCUCUUCCCACCACGUAGAGUGAACAUCUGCCGGCUGCCAAGCAACUCAAACGUUCAUGUUUGUUUUAUUGAUUGAUUAUUGCUUAUUGUUUAUUUGCCCCUAUGAAUGAACCCUGCUCAGUUCUCUGCUACGCUGGUGUAUUUACUUACUUUCACUUCUGUCUGGUCAUUUCACUAGUCAGGGUUCAACUUCCUGUUUCCUAUUUUUUAAAUGUGACUCUUGUUUGAAUCUAACGUUAAAGCCCUAAAGUUCAAUAACUAUCCAGCUCUGCUGAACUAAGGUCAGUUUCCCGUCGGCCACCGGCAACUUCUGUUUCUAAACAGCUGAUGUUAUUACAAUGAGAUUUUUUCAGAUGUUCCAGCUCCUGAUGAUUUUUCCUGUAAAAUUGUCUGUUGAAAUAAAUUAUAAAUUCUA
Molecule: messenger RNA, 4542 nt
Organism: Melanotaenia boesemani (Boeseman's rainbowfish)
Lineage: Eukaryota; Metazoa; Chordata; Actinopteri; Atheriniformes; Melanotaeniidae
Product: sarcoplasmic/endoplasmic reticulum calcium ATPase 2
Exons: 25
Coding region: 833-4027 (1064 amino acids)
Biological process (GO): intracellular calcium ion homeostasis; calcium ion transmembrane transport
Cellular component (GO): membrane
Molecular function (GO): ATP binding; ATP hydrolysis activity; P-type calcium transporter activity
Source: RefSeq, a predicted model, not a curated record